AUCAGAUAGACUCCUAAUUGAUCAAAAACAGAACAUGAAGGACCUGUGGUAGUAUGGAAUGUGUCCUGAGUUAGUGCUAAAAUUGAUUUGUAAAAAAAAAAACAAAUAUCAAUAAACCAUAUUUCCCAGAGCUAUCUCUCUUCUUCGUACAGUUUCAUUAGCUUUAGCGGAGCACACGAACUGGUUUAGGGUUAAGAAGGUUUGAGAAAGAGUGGUAUGGUGGAUCCGAAUUGGUGGAGAUUCGACUCAAAGAAAAAGAGUCUAGGACGAAAAAAGAGAAAGAAAAACGGCUUUGAUAAAAGGGGCGAGAUGGUCACAAGUCACUAAAAUGACUAUGCCAUGGGAAAGUUGAUUAAAGUCUAGAAGGAUUAACAGAGAUAUAUACUAACAGAUGAGGCGAUGUAAAACAAGUGCAUAAAGUACAACACACAAAAUUUGUUAAUGGGAUUCGUUUUCUACGUCCCAGGAACCUCGUCCAGAUUUCAUUGACUUAGAAUAAGAAAUAACCUAAAAUUGCUAUAUGCUACAACACACACUUGUGUCUACCACCCUUUUCUAACUAUUCUAUGAAGAAUAGGAAUCAAGCACGCAUGCAUAGAUCACCAUCCAGCGUACCGGAGCUCACUAUCUUCUGCAGCUGCAAUCUUCACUGAACACCACAAUAAAACCACAUGUGCUAAACUUCCUCUGACUUUAGGUUUCAAUCUUCCACAUCUCGGAAGUACUUCACCAAGUACAUCAGCACCAACACACACCAGUGACACCAAAAGAGUACGUCAACUCCAACACACAACAUGCUCACCAAGAGCUCCACACAAUGGCUAACUUCACCAUACAAAGCGUCAACAUCGACGCCACCAAACUAAGUCAACAUCAGACUCCACCCCAAACUACUUCAGACACUGCUUCGACACCAAGCAGUAACAAACACAAGGGAAACCUCUUUCUUUAUUCUCAGAGAUCUUGCUUUCUCAUAAGGCACGUCCCUCCUUAUUUAAAAGAUCAGAAUUUGAUCUCCAUGUCUUCAAAUUGCUCUUCAAGUCGAGAAAUCAUCUCUAGUGUCCUUAUAUCUCAAAACACAUUCUAAAAUAUCCUUCGUUUAAAAUUGUUUUUUGAAUUAUAUUUAAUACGAAAAACUAAGAUAAUUACUUACAUACCCUUAAACCUAAUACUUAUAGACUUAUUUCUUUUUCUAUCUCCCGCUCCCUGCCUCCUCACUUCUUAGAGCAUCAUUAUCGGGGUUGUUUAAGGGGUUUCUUAAAUUAAUUGUGAUUUAAAAAAAAAAAGAAAAUUACCUUUUAGUAGAAGAACCGUCGCUUAAUUAAGAUGAGGAAGAAACUGUCUCUUAUGGGACACUCGUCAUUCUCUCUCUCCUCUCUCCUUUGUUCUUUUGGCAGUGUGAAUCAUCGCCGGUAUCAUCAAUCCUCAAUUUCGUUUUACUAUCUCUAUACUGAGCUUGCGUUCCUUUUGGUAUAGAUUUGAAACGCAAGAGAAGUUGAUCAUCGUCGGAACCAUUCACCACAAGCCCAAACCAGACCAUCGAUUAAUUCUCAAAUUUUGAAUGAUGAGAUCUAACAAAAAGAUCUCUUCCUUCUUCGUUAUAAUUAAGGCCCACAUGCUACGUCUUGGUAACGCUUCUCUAGCUUCAGCUUCCCACUCCAGUCAGAUUCAGCGGUGGAGCUUGUAACUCCCGACGGAUAUCCAGAAGAUGGCCUCGUAUGUUUUCAACAACAACUACUUGAAGAACGGACUCGCUGACGAGGCUUGUAGUUUCAACAACAACGCUGCUCUCACUUCCAUCAAUCCCAGUCAAGGAACUUGUAGAUACCAUUCAAGUAAGAGAGUGAGCAAUGGUCGAGUUGUGGAUGACAACUUCAAUGGGUGCAGGACAAGCAGAUAUGAGCCGUGGCUGACGGGUUUCCAGCAGCUGUAUCUUGUUGGUCUUUUCACAAACUCAGAACCAAAAAGAGGUCAAUUGAGAAUAAACGAGAUGCAAAUCGACGGUAACAAGAAGAGCAAUCACAGUGUUGGCAAAUAAUUUUGGAUUUUCUUUGAUUUAGGGUCAUGCUUGUUCUGGAUUUUUGAGUUAGGGUUCUUAAGAAAAAUACUUGGUAUUUUUUAAUCAGGGUUUUACCUUUUUUUAUCUUUUUUUAGUGAAUUUUGGGUUGUUUUUAUUUUGGGAUCUUUUAUUCUUGAAUUGACACCAAAGAUGACAGAACCAGAAACGAUGAUGAUGAAGAAAUCUGGGUUUUUUUCUUUGAUUUAGUUUUUUUUUGUUAUUUUUAGUUUUGGGUUUUCCUUUACUUAAGCCUAUUUCUUAUUCUAUUUAAGUCAUGGGUUUAUAAUUUUUGCAUUUGACUUUGUGUUCCUUUGAUCUUAUUUGUAGAUCUAAAUUCAGUAAACUAACUUGUUAGAACUACAUCAGUAGAACUAAGGAUAACUUAUUCAGUAGAAUUCAGUAGAACUAUGUAGGUAUUACUAGUAGAACUCAUUACAAUUAUGUAAGUAUUAUUAGUAGAAUUCAGUAUAACUAUCUCAGUAAAAUUAGUAGAACUCAGUACAACUAACUAAAUAAAACUCGGUACAACUACCUCAGUAAAGUUAGUAUAACUCGGUAUAACUACCUCAGUAGAAUUGGUAGAACUUGGUACAACUGUCUCAGUAGAACUGGUAGAACUCAGUAUAACUACCUCAGA
Brassica napus (rape) is the source of this 2696-nucleotide messenger RNA. Its product is annotated as PLASMODESMATA CALLOSE-BINDING PROTEIN 5-like. The transcript is spliced from 7 exons. Lineage: Eukaryota; Viridiplantae; Streptophyta; Magnoliopsida; Brassicales; Brassicaceae. The record is from RefSeq and is a predicted model, not a curated record. Bases 1709 to 2038 code for a protein of 109 amino acids.